This is a messenger RNA of Cuscuta epithymum, 560 nucleotides long. NCBI's taxonomy places the organism in Eukaryota, Viridiplantae, Streptophyta, Magnoliopsida, Solanales, Convolvulaceae. The record is from the annotation of a GenBank genome assembly.
UCUACUACUUCACAUCUUAUUGAAUUGGCUAAUAUCUAUACCAAUCAAACUAAAGUUUGAACCACCAUGGCCGAGGAGAAACACCACCACUUCUCCCUCCACCACAAGGAGGAAGAAGGCCCCAUUGACUACAAGAAAGAAGAGAAACACCACAAACAUCUUGAGCACGUCGGCGAGCUCGGCGUCGCUGCUGCCGGAGCCUUUGCCUUGCAUGAGAAGCAUGAAGCAAAGAAGGACGGGGAACAAGGACACAGACACAAGAUCGAGGAGGAAGUAGCGGCGGCCGUGGCGGUCGGAGCUGGUGGGUUCGCAUUUCACGAGCAUCAUGAGAAGAAAGAUGCCAAGAAGGAAGAGAAAAAAGAACACCACCACCACGGCUUUUAAUUAUAUUAAUUAAUUAAUUCAAUAAAUUGCUCUCGUCCUUAAUUAAAUAAAACUAAGUACUAUACGUUGCUAGUUGCUACUAAAUAAUUUCGUAUCAUAGUCGUCCUUCAUGCACAUAUGGCUGACUUCGAUGGCUUUGGUGACUGAUCGAACAUAUAAUUAAUGAAAAGAAUGAG